Messenger RNA from Solanum stenotomum, 579 nucleotides. Its product is annotated as probable transcription factor At5g61620. The transcript has a single exon. The record is from RefSeq and is a predicted model, not a curated record. Gene Ontology annotation, biological process: response to gibberellin; response to ethylene; response to auxin. Gene Ontology annotation, molecular function: DNA binding. The coding region runs from base 1 to 579 and encodes 192 amino acids. NCBI's taxonomy places the organism in Eukaryota, Viridiplantae, Streptophyta, Magnoliopsida, Solanales, Solanaceae.
AUGGAUAGGAAUUGCAGUGAAAAUGGCAAAAGCAUCAAAUUGUUUGGUUUUGAGAUCACUACAACAACAACGAGUUCUGCGGCUGAACUAACAUCUGAAAAAGAUUUCAUGGGAAGGAAAAUCAAGAAAGGAAAUCGAUGGACAGAGGAUGAACAGAGAGCAUUCUUGAAAGGAUUGAAUUUUCAUGGAAAAGGAAAUUGGAGUAACAUUGCUAAGGAUUUCGUGCCUAGUAGAACGUCGACACAGGUUGCUAGUCAUGCUCAAAAGUACUUCGUGAGAUUAUUGGAUGCUAAAUCCAAUUCCAAUCAGAGAAAAAAACGCAAGAAAUCAAGUGUUUUUGAUCUUCGUAUUGAAAAAACAGAGCAUCUUGAAAAAACAGAGGAUACACAUAAUCAAGAAACUCAUAAUGUGAAAAGUGUUCCAACAGCAAUGCCUCUUACUUGGGUUUACAUGUAUCCGUAUAAUGAUCAUUAUGCCUCUAUGUCAAUCAGUACUACUACAUUCGACAAGCCAUUUUCUGGGAUUUCUUCUUCUUCUUCUUCUUCUUCUUCGGAUAAUAAUUUGGAGUUGAAGUUAUAG